AGCAAUCAGCUGAGCCCAACUUGUGCGGACGCGGCUCAAACAUCGUACAACAUGCAGGAUCACAAGCAACACGUUUAACCCUGUGCACUGUUUGUCAUUCCAACGUGUACAGAAAACAAUCCAGUUAAACACCCUCUCUUUUAAUUCCACUUCGCCGUUCUUUCCCCGUGAAGAAUACCGAUUUGGAGACUGUUGUGCAGGGGUUUGGAGGUGCAUGUUACCAAUCACACCAAUUACGGGGACACUGAGUAUGGCCUUAGCUGGAUGCCCAGACUACUUCCUCCAUCAUCCAAACUACCAGGACAAUGUUGACUGCACCCCUUCUCACAGACCAUCAAAGCUAAUCAGUUCAAGCUUCCAGCAGUCGUCCAAUCGGAAUUCUCCAAAUCACCCAGAGGAUGAUGUAGAUCUGGAGGCCCUGGUGAAUGACAUGGCCUCUCUUUCGUCCUAUGAGAGCAUCUAUGCAACCUGUGGGACACAGCAUUCAGACUCCACCCCACUCUUGCACCGCAAUGAUGGCAGUGGGCUCCAUGGUAACAGAGUGGCCCCACUGCCACGGGCCCCUAGUAAUAAAGUGACUGCCCCCCACUCUCCUACCCAAAAGCUCCGGCGAUCACAGCCAAUGCACAUACAGGCCGUCAGGCGACUUCAAGAAGAAGAGUUGCAAGUUCGUCCGGCGUCCUUGCCAGCUAUUCCGAACCCUUUCCCUGAGCUCUGCAGCCCCUCGGGAUCUCCUGUGCUGAGCCCUGGAUCUCUGCCACAGCCAUCGGAGUCACAUAUCAUCAAGGUUUUCAGCGAGGAUGGUGUGGGAAAAGUUGUGGAAGUCCCCGCCAACAUGACGGCCAGAGAUGUGUGUCAGUUCCUGGUCUACAAGAACCACUGCCUGGAUGACAACUGCUGGUCGCUAGUGGAGCAUCAUUCCCUGCUUGGUCUGGGUAAGCCAGCAUACGUGUACAUUCAUUUUCUGCAUCCGUAUGACUUGUGCGCGUGGCACACAACCCAGUCUAAGAGGACACGGUGUUCUUUUGGAAUUCUCCUAUAUCAGAACUACAAGAGCCCACACCAGAGAAAGGCUGCCAUAUCAAACUUCACCACACCUGUGCGGAGUGUGUCCGAGAAUUCGCUGGUGGCCAUGGAUUUCUCAGGAAGGACGGGUCGUGUGAUUGACAACCCUGUGGAGGCUCAGAGCGCUGCCAUGGAAGAGGGACUCACUUGGAGAAAACGGGGUCAGAGAAUUAAUGUUUUGGGAAGCCCCAGUCCUAUACAUCCUUCACCGUUAAGCUCAGUGAUCCACAGGACGCAGUUAUGGUUCCAUGGCCGAAUUAUGAGAGAGGAGUCCCACAGGAUGAUUAUGCAGCAGGGCCAAGUUGAUGGGUUAUUCCUAUUGAGAGACAGCCAGAGCAACCCAAAAGCAUUUGUUCUCACGCUGUGCCAUCAUCAGAAGAUUAAACACUUCCAGAUUUUACCUUUUGAGGAGGACGGCCAGGUCUUUUUUAGCCUUGAUGACAGCUCUACCAAGUUCACAGACCUGAUCCAUCUGGUAGAGUUCUACCAGCUCAACAGGGGCAUCCUGCCCUGCAAACUCAAACACCCCUGCACCAUGGUGGCCUUAUGACCCCCUCCUGAUCUUUACAAACAACACACACACACAUAAAAGUAACUGAGAAACUGGAUGCUUUUUUCAAUAAUAAUUUCCAGUCAUUUUCACAAUAAGCUGACGCAACCCACAGGCAUGAAAAAGAUCUCUGUUUUUCUCACAGCUCUGGGAUUAGCAUGGAAACGUUUGGGAAUAAUUAUAGGACAAGAUCAACUUCCCGGACACCCUGUCCUUUGGUUUUGACAAGGGUGGCGGGUUUUUAAAAAAAAAAAUUAAACAGUCUCUGUGGUGAUAUUCAUGAACUUUCACUGAAAUCAAGACUUUUUCAUCAUUCAGGACAUGACACUAGACACACCCCCAAUGAACUGAUUGGAUCGGGACGGUCGUUUGUGUGGUGUGUCUGCGGAGACUUGCAUUGCAAAAAGUUACUUGAUGACGAUUGAUAUGUAUUAUAUUAUUUCCUACCUGAACAUUUUGCACUCUCAAGCUGAAAACAGGUGAUCCGCUUCAUCCUGAGCUUACCGCAAUAACUGUUACCCAUCUGCCUUCCUUCUACAGCUCACCCUUUCAUUUUUUGUCCUCUUCUAAACUCUUCCUGGGGAUUCCCUGUGUAAUGAUGGAUUAGUGCAGCAGAGAUGACAGUAGUGUCAAUUUGAGGUGACAAAUCCUCAGCCAAAUAAUGUAACCCGGUCUUUCAUACAUCGCUAUAUCUAUGUCAGCGAGGAGGGACUAGACGCAAGGGGUAGCAGACUUGCACUUGCUAUGCUUUACCAGCAUAAGAAUUAGUUACGUUUGGAGUUCUAAUCAAGCUUUGCCUUAAAGGAAUGUUCUGGGUUAAAUAUAACUUAAGCUCCAUCAACAUUCUCCAUCGCAUGCUGUUGAUUACAACAGAAAAUGUACUUUAAAAAACAAAAAGCAUGUCGACGGUCACCUGCUUAUAAUGCAGCUCCAUUUUUCUCAAUGAACUUGCUUUGUAAGUGGAUUUCAAUCAACAUAUUCGGUAUUCAAUUUGUUUCCAAGCUGUCAGACAAGAAUUUCUGUUAUAAAUUAAAUUAUGCCACAGAGUCGCACCAUAGUUUAAAGGGACAG
This is a messenger RNA of Sinocyclocheilus grahami, 2686 nucleotides long. RefSeq names its product growth factor receptor-bound protein 10-like. The transcript is spliced from 12 exons. Gene Ontology annotation, molecular function: insulin receptor binding. Gene Ontology annotation, biological process: insulin receptor signaling pathway; negative regulation of Wnt signaling pathway; negative regulation of insulin receptor signaling pathway. The record is from RefSeq and is a predicted model, not a curated record. The coding region runs from base 215 to 1615 and encodes 466 amino acids. Lineage: Eukaryota; Metazoa; Chordata; Actinopteri; Cypriniformes; Cyprinidae.